Archocentrus centrarchus (flier cichlid) is the source of this 1008-nucleotide messenger RNA. RefSeq names its product heat shock protein, alpha-crystallin-related, b6 (gene hspb6). The record is from RefSeq and is a predicted model, not a curated record. NCBI's taxonomy places the organism in Eukaryota, Metazoa, Chordata, Actinopteri, Cichliformes, Cichlidae. The transcript is spliced from 4 exons. Gene Ontology annotation, biological process: response to heat; negative regulation of apoptotic process; protein refolding. Gene Ontology annotation, cellular component: cytoplasm; nucleus. Bases 155 to 592 code for a protein of 145 amino acids.
ACACACAGCGCAGAGCAGUCGGUCACAUCCAGCACCCACAGAGUGAGAGAGCAAAGAGCCACAUCCCUGGGACUCGCUGAGCCUCAUUCAGGACAAGCAAGCGCCAUAACCGGAGCUCUUCUUCUCCUUUUGUGCAGAGACUUUAAGCAGAGAAAUGGACUUCAUCUUGCCACCCACAAUGCCAGCUGGUGGUAUCCCAUGGGAGAAAGUUUUACCACCUCUUAUUCCACGGCUCAACGGGACUUACGGACAGUAUAAUUGGUCCCCAAAAUUACUCAUCCCAGAGACUGAUAAUGCCAGCUCUGCAGAGGUGACCUGUGAUGACAGCGGCUUUACAGUUCAUGUUGACGUAAAACAUUUCAACCCAGAGGACCUGAUUGUUAAAGUCAUAGGAGACUUUGUGGAAGUGCAAGGAAAGCAUGAAGAGAAAAAGAAGAACGGUCCUGGAUUUACAACACGGCAGUUUAACCGCCGUUACCGUAUUCCAAAGGAAGUGGACACUAUGGCUUUGGAGUCAGCGGUCUCUCCAGAUGGGAUCCUCAUCAUAUCUGCACCUAUGCUGCAAGCUCAGAACUCCACACCUCUUACCUAAUUGCAUUAAUACCCCAAACUGAAAUUUCUGCCAUCUUUACCAUAUAUGAAAAUAAAUCAACAGAAGCAUUUAUGACCACACAGCCAAGCAGCAGUAACUUCAAACACCUGCACUCACAGCAGUACCCGGUGUGCCAAAACACACAUUUGUUCUGUUCCUGGCACUGUUCUAAUAUUCCUUGCACUCCAAGGUUUGUAUAUACUGCUCUGCUAAUACUCACUCUCAACUAAUGUUCCAAGUAACCACUCUACUUUGUAAAUAUUCACUGUUAACAUUUUAAACUGCUGAUUUAUGUGUGCAACUUUUGUCCAUGCACAGUGUUGUGAAUAAUAAUCCACCAAGACGGAUCUUCAACCUCUUUAAUGUAGAAACAUUUCCUCAAAAAAAAAUUAACUUUAUUUCUUUAUAAAAUAAUA